GGGAGCAAUAUAAACCCUACGAUGAGUGGUCACAAAGCAGGAACGACUCUCGAAAGCGAUGAGGAGGACGAAUGGGAGGAAGAGACCAAAUAUCUCGUCCUGGACGUCGGAACCGAAGUCGACGCCGAAACGGUGCAAGCAGCCGCCACCAAAUACGAAGGGCUCUCCAUUAUAGGUUUGGACACCCCAACGCCAAUACUUCGAGUAGGCAAUAUGGUCUUCAAAGGAUCCUUGGAUCGGACACUGGGGACCGAUCUGAUCUUCUCGAAGUCGAAUCCCAAUGAGAGCCGGCCUAAACGCGCGCCACAGGGUCCUAUGCCCAUGUCAAUGGACCCAAACCGGGCGGAGAUCGACAUGACGUUCAUCGGAACUUCUGCCCUAAGGGGAAAGUUCAAGAGGGUGGAUAUGGCUCGGAAACCAGAUUCUUCGAGCCCGAUGGAUGUUGAUCUACUGAGGGGGUGAGGAGUGGAAACGCCAAAGAGGUCGAGACGGCAUGCAGGAUGUCAGCAUUCAAGACAAAUUAAGCUGAUGGACGUCUUCGUUGUCGGACACCUGGUUCCCGAUGCGCUCUCUCCGCCCACCGCACAAGACGUCCAACUGUCUAUCGACAUCCCCCCUCGCGCGGCGACCCCGGAACACGGUAUCAUCAGCGUUCACACGGCGGUAUAGACCGCAGCUGAUGUGCCUGUCUCGGUUGCUGCUAUGGCACA
This is a messenger RNA of Fimicolochytrium jonesii, 710 nucleotides long. RefSeq lists its product as uncharacterized. The record is from RefSeq and is a predicted model, not a curated record. Gene Ontology annotation, biological process: transcription by RNA polymerase III. NCBI's taxonomy places the organism in Eukaryota, Fungi, Chytridiomycota, Chytridiomycetes, Spizellomycetales, Powellomycetaceae. Bases 22 to 462 code for a protein of 146 amino acids. Gene Ontology annotation, cellular component: transcription factor TFIIIC complex. The transcript is spliced from 5 exons.